AUGCUGGAUGGACACCUACUCCUGGGAUGGUUAUCGUUCACAGUCAUAGUGUAUCUUCUCAACUUGCCUGGACCAACCGCAGCGUAUUUCGGGUUGACGGGUAAUGAGCCGUUGUCCAUCCUGCCGCUGAACUCUCUACCGGAGGAGAACGUGGGCAGGGCCCACUACAAGCUGUGCGACCGGCUCAAACUGGAGAAGAAGCAGCGCAGGAUGUGCAGACGAGACCCGGGCGUGGCGGAGACCCUGAGAGAGGCCAUCACCAUGAGCGCCCUAGAAUGCCAGUACCAAUUCCGCUUCGAGAGGUGGAACUGCACCUUAGAGGGGCGCCACCGAGCCAACAUAUUAAAAAGAGGAUUUAAAGAGACAGCGUUCUUGUACGCCAUCUCCUCGGCCGGCCUGACCCACGCCAUGGCUAAAGCGUGCAGCGCGGGACGCAUGGAGCGCUGCACGUGCGACGAGGCCCCGGACCUGGAGAACCGCAAGGCGUGGCAGUGGGGAGGCUGCGGGGACAACCUGAAAUACGCAAACAAGUUCGUCAAGGACUUCCUGGGCAAACGCUCCAACAAGGACCUGCGUGCACGCGUGGACAUGCACAACACGAACGUGGGCAUGAAGGUGAUCAAGGCCGGAGUGGAGACCACCUGCAAGUGCCACGGCGUCUCCGGCUCCUGCACCGUGCAGACCUGCUGGAGGCAGCUCCUGCCCUUCCACGAGAUCGGCAAGCAGCUGAAGCAGCGCUACGAGACCUCCGUCAAGGUCGGCAGCUCCACCAACGAGGCCACGGGGGAGGGCGAGAUCUCUACGGGCCGGAGCCAGCAGCAGCAACCGCAACCGCAACAGCAGCAACAACAACAGCAGCAACCGCAGCAGCAGCAGCAGCAGCAACAACAACAGCAACCACAGCAACAGCAACAACCACAGCAGCAGCAGCAGCAGCAGCCCCUGCCGGGCCUGAGCGAUCAGAUCCCUCGCACUAUGGACCUGCUCCACAUCGAGGACUCGCCCAGUUUCUGCAGACCCAGCAAGUACUCGCCGGGCACGGCGGCGCGCAAGUGCUACAAGGACAAGAACUGCGACGCCAUCUGCUGCGGCCGAGGCCACAACACUCAGAGCAGGGAGGUGACCCGGCCCUGCCAGUGCCAGGUGCGCUGGUGCUGCUACGUCGAAUGCAAGCAGUGCACGCAGAGGGAGGAGGUCUACACCUGCAAAGGGUGA
This is a messenger RNA of Cyclopterus lumpus (lumpfish), 1215 nucleotides long. It is a transcript of the gene wnt9a, whose product is annotated as wingless-type MMTV integration site family, member 9A. The record is from RefSeq and is a predicted model, not a curated record. Gene Ontology annotation, biological process: neuron differentiation; cell fate commitment; multicellular organism development. Lineage: Eukaryota; Metazoa; Chordata; Actinopteri; Perciformes; Cyclopteridae. The transcript has 4 exons. Gene Ontology annotation, molecular function: frizzled binding; cytokine activity. Bases 1 to 1215 code for a protein of 404 amino acids. Gene Ontology annotation, cellular component: extracellular region.